AUGGCGUGCGCUGCUUACAGUAUCAGAGGCCCUCUCAUGCUGGCUGCAAGGCACCGCACCGAUUUGCCAGCCAAUAAUGACUUGUGCAUUGGCUUGAAGUCUUCGGUGUCUUACCCCGUUGCUCAGCGGUGGAGCAGCGACAGCUCUUCGGUUGUGAUGCAGCAUGUCACAUCCCAUCGUCACUUGAUUGUUAGGGCUUCAGCAAGGAACUCGAAAGCUUCAGCAACUGAAGUGGGCACUGCUUCUUCUGAUGAGAGGAUAACUGUAUUGGUCAUUGGUGGUGGAGGCCGGGAGCAUGCUCUUUGUUAUGCCUUGAACCGUUCCCCAUCUUGCAGUGCAGUUUUAUGUGCCCCUGGUAAUGCGGGUAUUGCUCAGUCCGGGGAUGCAACUUGUAUCUUAGAUUUGGACAUCUCCAGUAGUGCUGAUGUUAUCUCGUUCUGUCGUAAGAGGGGUGUGGGAAUGGUUGUAGUGGGUUCUGAAGCCCCACUUGUUGCGGGUCUUGUGAAUGACCUUGUCAAAGUUGGGAUACCAACCUUUGGCCCUUCAUCAGAGGCUGCAGCGUUAGAAGGAUCAAAGGACUUCAUGAAGAAGCUAUGUGACAAGUACAAUAUCCCCACAGCCAAGUAUCGCACAUUCAUGGAUGCUGUGGAAGCUAAACAAUAUGUCAAACAAGAAGGAGCCCCUAUUGUUGUUAAAGUUGAUGGACUGGCCGCUGGAAAGGGUGUGGUUGUUGCGAUGACUUUGGAUGAGGCAUUUGAAGCCAUAGACUCUAUGUUGGUUGAAGGCUCAUUUGGUUCUGCUGGUUCACGGGUUAUCAUUGAAGAAUUUCUAGAGGGUGAAGAAGCAUCUUUCUUUGCAUUGGUAGAUGGUGAAAAUGCUUUGCCUCUUGAAUCAGCACAGGAUCACAAAAGAGUUGGUGAUGGUGAUGUUGGCCCAAAUACUGGCGGUAUGGGUGCAUACUCCCCUGCACCAAUAGUGACAGAUGAGCUCAAGCGCAUAGUCAUGGAAAGUAUAAUUAUCCCUACUGUUAAAGGCAUGGCAGCCGAAGGGUGCAAGUUUGUUGGUGUAUUAUAUGCUGGACUUAUGAUUGAGAAGAAAUCUGGGCUGCCUAAGCUUAUUGAGUACAAUGUAAGAUUUGGUGACCCAGAAUGCCAGGUUCUGAUGAUGCGAUUAGAAUCUGAUUUGGCACAAGUUCUGUUAUCAGCUUGCCAGGGAGGAUUAAGCAAUGUUUCACUAACCUGGUCACCUGAAAUGGCAAUGGUGGUUGUAAUGGCAAACCAGGGGUACCCUGGCUCUUAUAAGAAGGGGACUGUAAUAAAAAACCUAGACAGGGCUGAGGAGGCCUCUCCAGCUGUCAAGAUAUUCCAUGCUGGGACAGCACUAGAUGAAGAUGGCAAUCUUGUCGCCGUUGGAGGUCGAGUUCUUGGUGUCACUGCCAAGGGCAAGGACAUCGAAGAAGCAAUGGCAAGAGCAUAUAAUGCAGUACAUGCUAUUGAUUGGCCAGAAGGGUUCUUCAGGCGUGACAUUGGUUGGCGAGCACUGUGGCACAAGCAAGUGGCUAACUACCCAUGA
Molecule: messenger RNA, 1572 nt
Organism: Miscanthus lutarioriparius
Lineage: Eukaryota; Viridiplantae; Streptophyta; Magnoliopsida; Poales; Poaceae
Source: the annotation of a GenBank genome assembly